This is a messenger RNA of Theileria annulata, 3336 nucleotides long. RefSeq lists its product as uncharacterized. The transcript has a single exon. The record is from RefSeq and is a predicted model, not a curated record. Bases 1 to 3336 code for a protein of 1111 amino acids. NCBI's taxonomy places the organism in Eukaryota, Apicomplexa, Aconoidasida, Piroplasmida, Theileriidae.
AUGAAAAAAAGGGUGCCAGAUGCAGGAGAUUUUUUGGAAUCGUAUUUUCUAGGCUUAUCAUGCCUUGUAUGUUCCGAGCAGUUUUACAUUCUAAUAUCGCAGACCAAGGCUUCGGCUAGUUUUCAAUGGUACCUAUUGUUAUUCACAGCUUUUGCUACCUUGACAUCGGUACUAAUAUUGUAUGAGAAAACUCAUGAUGAAUUUAUUACUCUACUUCAUUAUUAUUAUUCAUGUUUACUAGCCUUCUUGGUUGGUUUUGUUUGGAUAAAAAUAACAUCGGUUCUCGUUAGUACCUGUACUACUAUUGUAAUUGGAUUUUUAACAACUUCUCUGAUCAUUGAAGCAUGCGCUCACUACUCUUCUAAUGCUAAAUUGUUGCUUUCAUUCAUCGCUGGUUUAUUAUCAGCAAGGAUCCUCCCUAGUUUCUGUUGGAUUUUGACUUCGAAAGAAGAUUAUGAGUCACAGUCUAUGUCAAUAUCUUUAAUAUUGAGUAUUGCAAGAUUUUCGUCCUGUUUACUUUCGAUAUGUAUGAAGUUUAUCAAGGCAGAGCUCUCAUUUGCUAAGGUUAAAUCAAUAAAAUUUGAAAGUGAUCAAUUUUCUUUUAAAUUCUGUCCCGAAGCCUUCAGUAAAUUGUAUGAAUUUUAUUGUCAGAGAAUUACUACUGAUUUGAAAGAAGAAAAAGAAAUCUAUUUGACUAUAUAUAGUUACAUUAAGUACUUUUUUCCCAUUUUUUGUUUCUUUUGUUCUGUUGUAUUCUUUUUACCAUUAUCUCCCGUUAUGGAUGCCCAUUUGAAUAGGAGAUCAAAAUUCAUGUAUGCUCCUCAUGUAAUUAGAUCCUUAUCCAUCUUUGAAACUGCUUCUCAUUUACUUGGGUUCAGUAUUGGUAUCCUGUUUCCAGCUUCAAUCAGUUGCAAUUUGAGUUUUUGUUUUAUUAAUAUUCUUAAUAUUAGUAUUCGACUCUUUGUUCAGGAACGGUUUUCUUUUUUUCUGAAAUUUUUUUCUAACAUUGGUAUUUACUUGAUGGUAAUUAUAUAUUCAACUUUAAAUGGAUAUGUUUGCUCUUACGAUUUAUUUGUUAUUAGAAAUACUUUUCACAAUUGUAAGAAAGAAGAUUCUGAACAUACUUGUUGUGGAGAUAAAUUUCUUACUCAAUGCUAUUGUAGGUAUCCAGCAAUUAUUGAUGAGAGAAAUAAGUGUAUUUAUUCACGGACUAAUCUUUGUAAUUCAAAAUCGUAUGUAGCUUUUUUAAAAAACUGUAACUCAAUGAACCUUAUUUUAAAUUUCUCCAGUUUGACUCAUUGUUAUCCUUUUAACAGAUUUUCAUGUUCUGAAUCAUUCUGCAAAUAUAAAAGCUUGGAUUAUUGCUCUUCUGGGCCAAACGCUAUUCUUUUGGUGCAAAAGGAUAAAAAAAAAGAAAUGAGUGAAAUGUGUAAACGAAUCUGUUGCGAAGGGAACUGUUGUGAAACCCCUUGUCAGAAAGAAAAGUGUGGUUGUUUGAGAUUAUGUGGAAUGUAUGAAAUUGAAACUGUUACAACGAGUACAUGUGAUGAUUGCCAGUUAACUGUAAGAAUUGAGGGAACUAAAUGCGAUAUCUGUUCUAAGUGCAGCGAAGCUGGAAGUAGUGGGACUUGUUCAUGUAAUGGUAAAGGUUCGAAUAGCUGUUGUGUAUGUGUAAAGUGUUGCGAUAAGAACUGUUGUACUAAAAGUUGCACAGAUGAAAAAUGUUGCAUAAAACUGUGUUGUUGUAAGAAUUGCAAAAAUUCUGUUAAAAGUAAUGGUACCCGAGUCUUCCUAUUUUAUGAAAAUAAUGAUGUAUGUUGUAUAAGAGAAAUAAAGCCAGAUACCACUCCAAAAUUUGAUGGUAAUGCAAAGGCUCAAUGCACUUUUUAUAUAAGCAGUAUAUUUAUUUCCGAUUGUUGUCAUUCAGACAUCCAGGUUGAUUUGCAUUGUAAAAUGAGUAAUAACUUCUUCAGAGUGACAGAUAUAAAAUACCCCAAGAAAACAAUAGCUCCAACCUCUGUUCAAUUAUGUCAAAAUAAUAAACAAUGUUGUGAAAAGAAAGAAGAAAAGCAAUGUCGCUGUGCAAGUGCUCUUAAAAAGGUAAUAGUUGAGUAUCCUAGCGAAGAUCCGAAGUCUGAGGAUGAAAAAUGUAAUUGUCCAGCUAGUUGCACCAAAUGUAGUUGUUGCCAACCCGGUAAUUGUUCUUGUACACCUAAAUCAAAUGAGUCUAAUUGUUGUAAGUGCAGUGAAGACGGUUGCCCGUGUUCUAAAGGUGAUUCGUCUUGUAAUAAUGGUUGUUGUAAAGAUGGUAAGUGUUGUUGUUGUUUCUGUGCGAAAUUUACCAUAUCACCAGAUAACUCAUUUGAUAAGAGGAUGAAACCAGUGAAGAUCAAACUUAUAUCGAUUUUCUGGAUAUUAUUUUUCUUAAUAUUAAUAUUGACCUACCUUAUAAUGUCAUCUAUUAAAGUCAAAGAAUUAGAUUAUUACGAUUUUAAACCUGUAACAUCAUAUGAGAUGAUAACUAGUAAAACCAAAAGGAAUGCUCUGAAUUCACCAGAUGACGUGAAACGUAGAAUAGAUGAGUUUUUAAUGAAUUCAGGUUUGGAGAGUAAAGAAUAUGAUAGUGAAUUAGAACAUAUGCUCAAGCUUUUUGAAUGUACACUAGAUCCAAAUAAUUUUACAUUCCUCAAAUAUCACCUGGAUGAAGUAUCAUUAAAGCUUCUGAAUAAUCCAGUAUUUAUUCUUAGAACAAAAAUUGAGAUGGUUACCUGGAGUUGUUGCUUAGGAUUUAUGUAUACUUAUAUUAUUGAGAUGCUCAUUAGAAUCCAAAGUUUUUUUGUAAACUGGGAGUAUGUAUGGGAAAAGGAGUACAAAUAUUAUAGAAUGAAAAUGGCAAACAGAAUUAAUCAGUUUACACGUGGAUCGAAGUUUGGAGUAGCGGCCUUGAGUGAAUCGGAUAUUGGACUGAAAACAUACAUGUUGAUUGGCAAGUCAAGAAAAGAUACAUUGGAAGGUUUAUCCGAAAGGGUAGAAAGCUAUUUGGAUCUGUACGAUGGAGAAAUUGAAAUUAAAGAAAAAGAAUUUCCCGAGUCAUUAGAUGAAAGACUAGAGUACUUUAUAAGUAUUUGGGAGUCUAGGAUAGAUCACCUUGAGGACUGGAUAACUUCAAGAACUAAUGUAUUUGAUUGGGAUAUAUUUAUGGAGCAAUAUCCAGAUAUAAGAACAUGGGUAAAUAUGUUUGGAAGGUAUAUUCAGGGGGCCUUGAAUGAAGUUGAGUUUGACGAAAAGAAGUUUAACAAAGGAACUGAAGUGUUUUUAAUUGAUAAAAUAAAUUAA